Messenger RNA from Sinocyclocheilus rhinocerous, 928 nucleotides. RefSeq names its product afadin-like. Gene Ontology annotation, biological process: regulation of protein localization. The record is from RefSeq and is a predicted model, not a curated record. Gene Ontology annotation, cellular component: adherens junction. Gene Ontology annotation, molecular function: cell adhesion molecule binding. Lineage: Eukaryota; Metazoa; Chordata; Actinopteri; Cypriniformes; Cyprinidae. Bases 1 to 708 code for a protein of 235 amino acids. The transcript is spliced from 5 exons.
AUGGAACAGCUUUGCAACCAUAAGCCCAAUGGAUUCCAGUUUAUCCAGCCUGGGACACAGAAACGGACUCUGGAAGAUCCCGACAACAACCCAGUCCGUGCCUCUAUCACAGCCGAAACGAAUGGACGUCCCAUAUACACCACAAGCCAACAGUCUUUCAUUCAGUACAUUCCGCCAGUCUGUGGAGACCCAAAGUAUGUCUCCAGCACACCAUCGAAGCGGGAUGCUCAGGAUAAGCAACAGACUGCAGACCUGCUGCAACAGGAAGUACAACAGCUGCAGGCUAAAGUGCAGCGCAGCAUAGAGGAGAGUGAACGUCUGCGCAGACUCUCUCUAGAGCUGCAGUUCCAGAAGAGACUGGAGGAGUUCCAGCAGAAUGGUGAAGAGGAUGAUGAUUAUGAGAGCGAUUCGGGGGCAGGACGGAAGUGGUUUCAGACAGGAAGUGAUGUAGUGCGGAACUGUGAAAACACUGAAACGCCCGCUGACCAGCAAAAGGAAAGCCCCUUUACUAAAGAAGCCAGUUUGAAAGACGGAGUCAAAUGUGAAUCUACAGGAUACGACAAAACGUCAUCUGAGAAGUUCCGUUCUGGUGAGGUAGAUCACAAAAGCUUCAAAACACGACGAGCCCCAGAGAAUCUGACCUUUAAGGAGCGCCAGCAGCUGUUUUCUUUGGCAAUGGUCACUUCAAGUAAAGUCAAAGUGUCCUGAUGAAAAGGCAAGCCUCAGAGACUGUCAGUCAUUCGGACAAUAGUGUCUUAAAGGAUAAACAAGGUUUUAUGUUUCAUGAUUUGUUUCUAGACCGCUGCAUGCAAGCUGUAAAAUUGUGUACACAUAAGGUAACUGAGCCACUUUUUCAUUUCUGUGACUACAGAUGACCAGCUUUAUCUGAAUUCACCAGUAUUUUUCACAUAGUGUCACUAAAAAAAGU